AAAUGAUUGUUUUGACUUGUCAGUCAGACAAAUACGAUAACAACAAAAAAAGAAAAGAAUGAAAAACAGCAGACAAUAGCGUAUGAUGUGAAAUUCCGACCAUUCACAGUUCAACAUUUGAAGCAACUCCCACGCGCAUCUCCAUUAUAUCAGUCGGGUUACCCUUUUUCAACCAAACACGGAAACACACAGUUGAUAAGGACCAGAACCACUUCGUAGAUGAUCAACAAAUUUUCUUCCAAUCCGAAAUUCGAUUUCUUCGGUCUUGAUCGAUGCCUCUUCCAUGGAAGAAGACAAGGGCUGCCCGAAUCUCGCGAUUCGUGGCCGAUCUUCAGUCCCCGAAACACGGUAACUCUCUUGUCGUUGAGACCGGCUUCCCUACUUCCAUCGUCGACCUCUUCGUCAAGAACCGUGAUCGUCUCAAGAAGAAAAAGAAGCGGGCGCCGGCGUCCGAAGUCUCCGCCUUUGAUACCCUGAUCAUCCCUCCAUCACCGCCGCCGCGAAAGCCGGCCGUCUUUGAGACUCAUUGUGCGAUCGAGGGCGAGAGUUUGAGAGCGGAACGGAAGGAGAAUCCAGAGGAAUCGCUGCUUGAACGUGAAGAGAUUCAGGUUGAGGAGCGCGCAAACGGUUGUGAUCGUAGAUGGCUGUUCGGAACGGGAUUGAAGAUGCUUGUGGUGAUUGUUCUUGCUUUUAGCACCAAAAAGCUUACAGUCGGAAUCACAGCAUCGGCGUUUGUGCUCCUGUUUCUUGAGUAUUUUGGGAAGCAUUUUGUAUGGUUUUUGAAACCUUGUUUUCGAUCCAAGCGAUUUGAGCAAUGCAAAGACUUCAAAACCCCAAUUGCAGAGGAUUCCAAAGCCCCAAUUGUAAAGGAAGAUAGGAAUUCCUCGUCGACAAUAGGAGGAAUCGAGUCUUCGGAAGAAAUUCAAGUUGUGGAACCUAAUUUUGCAGUGGCUGAGGAGAUUAUGAUGAAGGAACCAGAUUUGAACCUUAUUGAUUAUUUGGAUAGUGAGAUGAUUGGGGAGGAAGAUCAGGAUAGAUGUGUUUUAGUGUUAAACAGAGAGGGUAGCCGAAGAGCAAAACUCAAGGCAAAGAUCAAGAAAAUUGUGCCUAAGAAGUUGCGACAUGGAAAGAGAGGGAAGAAGAGAGAUGAGAGGGAGCCAGAAUCGAGCACCGGCGAAGUUUCUAGUUCCUUUGAUGGAGAGAUUCAAGAACCAGAAAUUGGUGACAAACAAGUUUUAGGUGUUCAAGUUGAACCAAAAGUAUCACAAUUAGAAGAAAAGAAAGAAGAAAAGUGUACAAGGACACUUGAUGAUAGAAUUCAUAGUUUGAAUAUACAAUCACAGACCAUUGGAGAGAAGGGUCUGGUUGAGGAAAAGUUGGGGAUUGAAAAGAAAUGGAAUUCAGGGUAUCUAUAUAUCUUUCUAAUUGUUCUUUCGGGACUCAUAGGAGGCCGGGUUGUAGCUGUGUUGCUUACUGUUUCAGGGUGUUUGAUGACAAAAUUGGUCAGGUCCUCUGUUUCUAGCUCGAGCUGGAAUCUUGGAUGGUGGUAGCUCAAAAGGCUUUUCUUCCUUUAAGAGUGAUGAUGUAUAAUUCUUGAUGAAGUUCUCUUCAAGCCUCCAAUUGUGUUGAAAGACUCGUGUACGGUAGCCAAGUCCACAACUUUUUUGUUGGUGGCAUUACAACUGGAGGUGUCUGGAUUCAGAACCUGUAAAUUUACAGAUAAAUAUAACACUUUGUAAAUCUUCAUUGUUUGAUUUGGUAAGUUUAUCAAUGAAUUGCAGUUUAUAGAAAA
This is a messenger RNA of Tripterygium wilfordii, 1792 nucleotides long. RefSeq lists its product as uncharacterized. The record is from RefSeq and is a predicted model, not a curated record. Bases 273 to 1550 code for a protein of 425 amino acids. NCBI's taxonomy places the organism in Eukaryota, Viridiplantae, Streptophyta, Magnoliopsida, Celastrales, Celastraceae. The transcript has a single exon.